AUGGGAGCGGUUCGGAGUGUGUUCGGCCCGCAAGGGGCCCGUCCAAGUGACGAUAACUCCACGGCAAAUAGGAACGAGGUGGAAGGGAUGGGGCACAUCGCUUGCAUGGCUGGGCAACUACAUGGGCGGGUUCCCCCAGGCGAGUUCUCCUCCAGCUUAACCCGUUCCCCCUACUCACCCCAAUCUUCCCCCCUCCCACUCCCCAGGCUGGGCAACUACAUCGGCGGGUUCCCCCAGGCGGCGAUGGACCCUCUGCUGGACCUCAUGUUCCUCCCCUCGGGCCUCAACCUCAAUAUAGUGCGAUUCAAUAUAGGCGGCGGCUCGCUUCCGCAGUACAGCCCGCAGCUUCACUCUGACGCGCUGCUGCGCUGGCGAGCCAUGCCGGGGUACUGGCCGGCGCAGGCAGCGGGGUUCAACUGGACGGCGGAUUCAAGGCAGCAGGAGGUGCUGCUGGGAGCCAAGGCCCGCGGGGUGAACGUGUUCGAGGCGUUUUCCAACAGCCCGCCCUGGUGGAUGACCGCGAGUAAAGACGUUGCGGGCGGGAAGAAGGCGUUUCAGACGAAUCUGCUGCGGAAAUACGAGGGGCGGUUUGCGAGAGCAGCACCGCAUCCCACCACACUCCACCACGGCUCCCGCCUCCUACACCCCGUUCCCCACACUCCCCUCCCCAUCUGUCCCUCCUCUCCAUGGGCCCCCCCUUCUCCUCUCUGGUCGCCUCUUAAGCUGCCACGUGUCCUAUCCCCAAGCCUCCGAGCCGCGUCUCGAGGCGCAUCAAAUGUGACCAUUAGAGCGUCCGGCGACGAUGGCGGAAGCGGAAGCGGCGCGUCGUCGUCUACCCGCCGGUCCGCGGCUCGGCGCUCACGACAAUACUCUUCCUCCGUGCAAGACGCGUCAGGAGGGCGGCGCGGGAGUGCUUCUAACGCGGGAGUGGAAAUCGACACGGAGUUAAUAGGCAUCGGCGCGAUGCUAUUGGCUGUCGGCGCGGGAAUCUGGGGAGUGUCGCGGUUCCUAGCGCGUGGCGGGAUCGGCAGUAGCGGGGAUAGUGACGAGGAAGAGGAGGGUGCGGGUAGCAAGAGUUCGUCGUUUAGUGCGGGUGACGACAAGGAGAAGCAGCGCAAGUGGCGGCAGCAGUCGAUGGCGAAAGUUAAGGAGUUAGCGCAGCAGCUUCGGUCAUUCAGGACCGUCGAUCUCAGCGGCAAGAGUCUGGGCGACGAGGGGUUCAAAUAUCUCGCAGAAUCUCUCGCCUUCAACAAUAGUGUUGAGAGUGUUGAUUUUUCCAACAACGGCAUCGGCCCUGAGGGCGUAAAGGCCCUGACGGAAGCUCUAGCCACGAACGCGUAUCUCAAGACGCUCAACCUUUCGGGGAACACAAUCGGGGACGAGGGCGCUAAAGUUCUCGCGGGGAUCAUGGAGCAGAACCGCGGCGUGCAGACGCUGCAGCUGAGCAGCAACGGGAUUGGCGAUGAGGGCAUGCGGGCAUUAGCGGAGAUGGUGAAGAAGAACGAAGCGAUCGUUUGCUUGGAGAUGAACAACAACGGCAUCGAGUACGAGCUGAGCAGCAACGGGAUCGGGGACGAGCGAGGGCAUGCGGGCGCUGGCGGAGGUGGUGAAGAAGAAGAACGAGUACGAGGUAUGAUGUGGGGGGAGGUAGAGGUUACGGAUAGAGAGAAUGUGAUCCGUGGGUGCAGCAGCAACGGGAUCGGGGACAGCGAGGGCAUGCGGGCGCUGGGGGGCGGAGGUGGUGAAGAAGAAGAACGAGUACGAGGUAUGAUGUGGGGGGAGGUAGAGGGCAUGCGGGCACUGGCAGAUAUGGUGAAGAAGAACGAGGCGAUUGUGUGCCUUGAGAUGAACAACAACGGGAUUGGGUACAAGGGCUGUGCUGCUCUCGCCGAUGCCCUCACCAGCACCAAGUCUCUGCGCUCGCUGCACCUCAAGGCUGUGCUGCUCUCGCCGAUGCGCUCACCAGCACCAAGUCUCUGCGUUCACUGCACCUCAAGGCUGUGCUGCUCUCGCCGAUGCGCUCACCAGCACCAAGUCUCUGCGUUCGCCGCACCUCAAUACACCUCAAGUGAGUGGGGGAGUGAGCGGGUGAGUGGGCGAGUGAAUAGGGCCUUCUGUUUUCGUCACUCCACUGCUCCGCUCCUCCCUCUUCUCCUCCUCCCUCCUCCCCUCCUCCUCCCGCCCUCCUCCCCUCCUCCCCUUCCCACCCCCCACCCCACCCCACCCUCUCCCCCACCCCCCCAGGAGUUGCGUUUCAAUGGGAAUGGAGUGGGGGACGAGGGAGCGCGAGUGCUGGCAUCGGGGCUGCUGGCGCACAAGGGCAAGCUGGAGUUGCAUUUCAACGGGAAUGGAGUGGGGGAUGAGGGAGCUCGAGUGCUGGCGUCUGGCCUUCUCGCGCACAAGGGCAAGCUGGUGACCAUCGACCUCAGCAACAACAGCAUGGGCUCCAAGGGGGCGGCUCAUAUCGCUGAGGUUAUCAAGAAGAGCCGCAGCCUGCAGUGGCUGAACCUCUAUAUGAACGACUUUGGAGACAAGGAAGCAGGGAGUAUGGGUGGGGGGAAAGGCGGCAUCAUGGGCUCCAAAAAGGCGGCUCACAUCGCUGAGGGAGGCAACAACAUUCAUGCAGAGGGCAUUGCUGCCAUCUGUGACGCACUCAAAGAGAACUCCACCAUCACCACUCUUGAGUUGGGCUACAACCCCAUCGGUCCAGAGGGUGCCAAGGCACUGGCAGACACGGUCAAGUUCCAUGGGAACGUGGAGACGCUGCGACUGGGGUGGUGCAAGAUAGGAGUGAAGGGAGCAGAGUACAUGGCGGAUGCGCUCAAGUACAACAGCACCAUCAACACUCUCGACCUAAGGGCCAACGCUCUGGGUGAUGAGGGGGCGGCCAUUUUGGCUUUAAGUCUCCGCGUGGUGAACGAGCAGCUCUCCUCGUUGGACCUGGGCUUUAAUGAGAUCCGCGACCGCGGGGCAUACGCCCUGGCAGAGGCGCUCAAGGCGAAUGGGGAGGCGGCAGUCGAGACUCUCAACCUUUCUAGCAACUACAUCACCAAAUACGGCCAGGUUGUUCUGAGCGAGGCCAAGGACCUGGUUGCUUUGAGCGAGGCCAAGGACCUGGUGGUUGCUCUGAGCGAGGCCAAGGACCUGGUGAGUGAGAUGAAUGACGGCAAGGAGGUCAACAUCUACUGGUGA
Molecule: messenger RNA, 3192 nt
Organism: Closterium sp. Naga37s-1
Lineage: Eukaryota; Viridiplantae; Streptophyta; Zygnematophyceae; Desmidiales; Closteriaceae
Source: the annotation of a GenBank genome assembly